This is a messenger RNA of Armigeres subalbatus, 2213 nucleotides long. It is a transcript of the gene Hydr1, whose product is annotated as protein ABHD1. NCBI's taxonomy places the organism in Eukaryota, Metazoa, Arthropoda, Insecta, Diptera, Culicidae. Gene Ontology annotation, biological process: medium-chain fatty acid biosynthetic process; medium-chain fatty acid catabolic process. Bases 489 to 1775 code for a protein of 428 amino acids. Gene Ontology annotation, molecular function: acetylesterase activity; monoacylglycerol lipase activity. The transcript is spliced from 6 exons. The record is from RefSeq and is a predicted model, not a curated record.
ACCAGCAGUCCUGCAUGAGCGUUCAAUCCGUGAUAUUCGCUUAGUCGCUGUAAUUUGUUUCUAGAAUAUUUUCUUUUUAUCCACAUUUGAUUGCGGCAGUGAAUGGGUCGUGUAAUUGGGCGAAACGGUAGACAAGAAUUUCCGCACGUGAAAACGUAUUGCGUUUUUCCGAAUCCAGAACAAUUUUGUUGCAGUUUGAUGUUCCUAUUAGUGAGAAAAUAGUUAUUUGUAUUCUAUAGUUCCUGAUUGUAGUACAUUGCGGGAAGUCUUGAACGUUACAUGUUUCAUAACUAGACGUGACGGUGCAGAGAAAGUUCAUUCAGAACGAUAUAGUAAUCAACGUGAUAACUUGCUGGUAGCGCGGCGCAGCGAUUGCUGGUUUGUUUCCGACACAGAGCGAAAUAUUCAUAAAGCAUCAACUACAACGAAUGCAACGGUGAUUUGAGGAUAAAUUUACGCAGAUUUAUUGGGUCCAUUAAGUUAACACAAUGAUCACGGAUCUGUAUGCCUAUUUCACCAACCUACCACGAUGGCACAUAUUUGCCAUAUUUCUUGUCGGCUACUUAAUUUACUAUCUUUUAGAGGUAGUUAAGCGACCUAUCCUAGCCGUGUCGAAUGGUCCCUUCAAAAAAUAUCUUCGCAAGAACAUUCCCAUUCUGGAAAUGAAGUUUUGGCCGACGUUCUGGUGCGUGGAGAGUCGGGCUCAAACUGUUUUUGCUAGCAUCAUCCGUUCGAAUAUGAUGCCUAACAUCGAGUAUCGUCGGGAGGUGCUCACCCUGAAGGAUGGCGGCGAGGUGGCUCUAGACUGGCUUGAAACUGACUGUGAUAGUGAGUCACCGUUGAUCAUAAUUCUGCCAGGAUUAACAGGUGAAUCACAAGCCGAAUAUAUCAAAUGCUUGGUCAUGGCAGCGAAUCGCAAUGGCAUCCGAACGGUUGUUUUCAACAACCGUGGAUUGGGAGGGAUGGAGCUGAAAACUCCUCGACUGUACUGUGCGUCCAACAGUGAAGAUCUGGCCGAAGUGGUUAGCCAUGUCAGAAAGCUGAAUUCCCACGUCAAAAUAGGUGCCACUGGCAUAUCCAUGGGUGGUCUGAUCCUUGGGAAUUAUUUGGCAAACUACAGUGACGUAGCCAAGUCGGUAUUGACCGCAGCAAAAAUCAUCUCCGUUCCGUGGGACGUUAAUAAAGGUUCUGACAGUAUUGAACAGCCUUAUUUGAAUAGCAUGCUUGGUCGCCAUUUAGCCGGCAGUUUAUGUCGCACUGUGCGGCAAUAUGAUAUUCUGAGAAACGAAGAGUUUGAUUGGGAUAUGGAUGUUGUUCUGCAGAGCAAGACUAUCAAGGAGUUUGAUUCCCACUUCACGUCCAAACAUUUCGGCUACAAAGACGUUUACAGUUAUUACGCACAGGCUACACUGCACAACAAAUUGCACAAAAUAAAGGUACCUCUGCUGUGCUUGAGCGCAGCUGACGAUCCGUUCCAGCCACUGGAUGCCAUCCCGAUCAAGGCUGCCGAGAAGUCGUCCCACGUUGCCAUCCUCAUUACGGCCCGCGGCGGUCACAUUGGGUUCCUUGAGGGUUGGUGGCCAGCCAAUAAGGAUCAGUACAUGGGUCGCCUCUUCAGCCAAUUCUUUUCGGCGGCUCUUUUUGAUCCAAACAAUGAAUUCUAUCGCACUGCACAGCUGAUGAUGGAGCACAACCUGCAGUCAUCGACUUCGGUUCCGACAACGCCCAUAUCGCGUUCAUCUAGUCCUAUUCGAAAAAAAUCUAUUCCAUUCUAAUAGUAGCAGAGGGUAAUACCAUAGGAUAAACAAAAUUAUUUGUUUUAGGAGAAGAACAAUGAAAUAACUUGUAUUGUACAUUUUGAAAGCAUAUUCCAAUUAUAACAUCCAAAAAUUGAUAUUUAUGAUAGUAAUACUAUUUUAAUAAAACCUGCAAAAUCAUUAGUAAGUAAAUUAAAAUUGAUGCAAUUAAAUACAACUAUUUUAGGUAAAGAUACUGUGAGAUUGUUCUAUUUAUUUUAUCUGCUUUGAUAUUGUUUAUAGUUUUCUUUUAAUCUGCUGAAUUAGCAUAGAUCCCAGAUAUUUUUCUCGUUAACUAAAAUUAAAAAAAAAAAAUUAUGAUAUGUAUGGAUGCACAUAUUCAGUCGAGUAGGAACAAGUUCUUCUUUUUAUACUCUACAUUAUUGAUUUAAUUUCCUAUCCAGCUUUCCACGAUCG